GAGGCGGGAGCGCGUCCCGGCCGCCCGCGGCUCCUCCGCCCGCCCGGCCCCGCUCCCGCCCCGCAGCCGGCGGGAUGCUCAGAUCCACCGGCUACUUCCGCGGCAUCGACUGCCCGUUCCUAAACGCCGGGGGGUCGGGGCCGGGCCGGGGGUGCCGCAGGCCCUACUGCCACUUCCGACACCCCCCGGUGGCCCCGGCGCCGUGCGGAGCCUCCGGAGCCUCGGGCGACCCCAGCGUGGGGCUCCCGCUCGGACACGGCGCAGAGCGAGGCUAUGAUCCCUACAACCCUGAGCUGCCCAGGCCCUCGCUGGAGGUGGAGGAUGGCUUUCUGGCUGACAUCACAGAUGUCACACCUGGAAUUCUGGAGCUGGAGCUGGUCAACAAGGCCAUUGAGGCAGUGAAGAACGAAGUGGAGAGGGAGCAGAAGAAGUAUGAGGAGCUGCUGGAAACCACAAAGGAGUUUGGUGCUUCAGAGGGCUCCUCACUGAUUUCAAACACACCUGUGUCAGCUGCUGGGCCUCAGAAUGAUUCCUUUGCCUCAUUGGAGUACAAUCCAGGGAGCUACAGCUUCAAUAAUAACUCAGACUACAACCCCACUCCUCUGGCUGCUGCUGGCCGAUCCAGUAAAUACACUUUGGAUUCCUCCCGCUCCAAAGGGAGCUCACUGGAAUAUGUCCCCAAGGCUGUAAUACAGAAUAAAAAAUACAGCAGCACUGUCACUAACAACAAAUACGUGAUUGAUGACUCCAAGCCUUCCACAGACUUGGAAUAUGACCCCCUUUCCAAUUACUCUGCCAGGCUGUUGGGCAAAGCCACAACCAAGGGCUCCAAAAGGGAAAGGGCCUCUGAUUAUGAGGACUCCUACUCUCCAUCACGGAAGAAGCUCUGCGAAGAUCCCGAUGAUGACGAGGUGUUGGCCAGGUUCUCCUCCUCUGAAGAUGAGGCUGAGGUAGAAUAUAAAACAGCUUCUUGUAGUUCACCCUCAAAAGCUAGUUCUGAGAGUGAGUCAAACGAGUUCUCCAGCAAAGAGCAGAGCACAAAAGUGGAUGGCUCUGCUUCCCAGGAGAGCAAAGAAGCAGCACAGCACAGGGAGGACCUUCUAAAUUCACAGAAAAACCUUGCCAAGAACUCGUCCGAUAAGAACUCAAAGGCAGCGAAGUUGUGUUCUGGUAAGAACAACAAGGAAAUUGAAAAUAAAAACAAAGACUCCAAAGACAAAACAAAAAAGAAGAAAAAUGAUGUUAGUAAAGCACCAGGCCUCGGUGAGGCUGGGAAGAAGGAGAAAAAUAAAAAUGCAGACAAAGACAAAGCGCUCAAGAAAGAAGAAAAAUUAAAAACCAAGAAUGAAGAGAAAAACUGCAAAGACAAAAGCAUCAAAGUGAAAACAGAUGGGAACUUAAAGAAACCUGAAAAACCGAAGUCAGAAAAAGUGGAUGGGUAUAAGAAAGAAAAAUCCAAGUCCACCACCAGCAGUUCAGGGAAAAGCAAGAGCGAGGGUGUCACCAAGGGCACAGAGAAAGUGGGGAGCAGCAAGAAGGAUUCGCAGAGCAGAACAGCUGAUGUGAAAAAUGGCAAGGAAAGCUCUGGUCGUAAAAACAAGGAGAAAGGAACCAAGACCUCCCUGGAGCGAAAGAAAGACAAGGUCAGUUGUGCAGGAGAAGGAGACCCCAAGAAGGGUCGGAAGCAGCAGAGUUUGAGCCACGUGGACCUGUUUGGAGAUGAGAGUGGAGAUGAGGAUGACAAAGGCCGGCCUUUGUCCUCCUCGUUGCUUGAUGUGAGCUCGGACUUGGAUGGGACUGACUCUGGCUCAGCCUCUGACAGUGACAAGGACAGGAGGAAGAAAGUGAAGCGCUCAAAGUUGUCCAAGUCAUCAUCAUCUUCCUCAACAUCUGAUGACAUUGAUUAUUCCAUCCUUGAGAAAGAUGUGGACUUCGAGACGGAUCCCAUGGAGGAGUGUCUCAGGAUCUUUAAUGAAUCUAAAGAUGUGAAAACUGAAGACAAGGGAAGGCUGGGCAAACAGCCUUCCAAAGAGGAAGCAAAUGAAGAAAAGACAGAAGAUAAUUUAACUACCUUGUUUCCUGGACAAAAAAGAAGGAUCUCUCAUCUUGUCAAACAAGGAAAUGCAGAGGCCCCGAGCAAGCCGGUGGUGCGGCCCUACCGUCCCCCCACGGCCCAGGAGGUGUGUUACCAGAGGAUCCAGCUGGCUCAGCAGCAGGCAGCACAGCUGGUUGGGACUGUUCAAAAGACCUCUCUCUGUUUGCCAGGAGAAAAGAGGAGGAUUGCUCACGUGCCAAAUGCAGCCCUCACCGCAGCAGCCAAGCAAAGCCUCGGGAGCAGUAAGGCGACUGUUGGUGGCAGGAGUGUCACACCUUCCAAUGACUCUGAAGCCCCCACCCUUCCUCUGAAGCCUUGCACCUUGGCUGGGAUGGCUUCCAAGACCACCAGCACCAUCGUGCCCAAAAGGGUAGCACAUGUUCCCUCCUUACAGAGCACCACUUUACAGAGGCCUGUUAUUCCCACAGAAUUUGGUGCUAAAGUCCCAACCAACAUUCGCCAGAGGUAUCUCAAUCUCUUCAUCGAUGAGUGCCUGAAAUUCUGCUCCUCAUCCCAGGAAGCCUUCGACAAGGCCCUGGCAGAGGAGAAGGUGGCCUACGAGCGCAGCACCAGUCGCAACAUCUACCUGAACGUGGCUGUGAACACCCUGAAGAAGCUCCGCAGCCUCGUGCCCAACUCCCCAGCCAGCACCAACAAGACAAGUAACAAGAAGGUGGUGUCCCACGAGGCUGUGCUGGGAGGGAAGCUUGCUGCCAAGACCAGCUUCACUCUGAACCGCUCAGGGAGCCUGAGAGCCGAGGAUCUGACAGGAGCUGCCCUGUACCGGCGCCUCAAGGAGUACCUGAUGACUGAGGAGCAGCUCAAGGAGAACGGGUACCCAAUGCCUCACCCUGAGAAGGCUGGACGUGCUGUGCUCUUCACUGCAGAGGAGAAGAAAGUGAUUGACUCCUCGUGCAGGAUCUGCUGUCGCUGUGGCACCGAGUACAUGGUCUCAGCCUCGGGGAGCUGCAUCCGCAAGGAGGAGUGUGUGCAUCACUGGGGGCGGCUGCGCAAGCAGAGAGUGCCAGGUGGGUGGGAAACCCACUACAGCUGCUGCUCUGGAGCUGUGGGGUCACCAGGCUGCCAGGUUGCUAAACAACACGUGCACGACGGGCGCAAGGAGAGCCUGGAUGGGUUUGUGAAGACUUUUGAGAAGCUGCCCACGACUGAUGGCUAUCCUGGGAUCUACGCCUUAGACUGUGAAAUGUGCUACACUAAGCAAGGACUGGAGCUGACAAGGGUAACUGUGAUCAACUCGGAGCUGAAAGUGGUGUACGACACCUUUGUCAAGCCAGACUCCAAGGUGGUGGAUUACAACACCAGAUUCUCAGGUGUGACAGAGGAGGACCUGGAAAACACGAGCAUCACCCUGCGGGAUGUCCAAGCCGUCCUACUGAACAUGUUCAGUGCAGACACCAUUCUGAUAGGGCACAGCUUGGAAAGCGACUUAUUUGCACUAAAGCUGAUCCAUGGCACCGUGGUGGACACAGCCAUCGUGUUCCCCCACCGCCUGGGGCUGCCCUACAAGCGGGCCCUGCGCACGCUGAUGGCCGACUACCUCAAACGCAUCAUCCAGGACAACGUGGAAGGACACGACUCCAGUGAGGAUGCCAGAGCCUGCAUGGAGCUGAUGGUGUGGAAGAUCAGAGAGGAUGCCAAGGUGAAGCGAUGACCUGCGUUGUCUUUCUGCUGUUCUCCUGCACCUCUGUGAAGAAGCAGUGCAAUAAAUGCCCACAGCCACCCUG
This is a messenger RNA of Lonchura striata (white-rumped munia), 3840 nucleotides long. It is a transcript of the gene REXO1, whose product is annotated as RNA exonuclease 1 homolog. NCBI's taxonomy places the organism in Eukaryota, Metazoa, Chordata, Aves, Passeriformes, Estrildidae. Gene Ontology annotation, molecular function: nucleic acid binding; exonuclease activity. Gene Ontology annotation, cellular component: nucleus. The record is from RefSeq and is a predicted model, not a curated record.